AUCAUUGCUGCAAAAGCAGCAGAGCUAUUCAGUCACCUUCUGGAUUACAGCCUUUAUAGCCUUCCUCAAUUCAGUCACCUUCUGGAUUACAGCCUUUAUAGCCUUCCUCAAUUCAGUCACCUCCUGGAUUACAGCCUUUAUAGCCUUCCUCAAUUCAGUCACCUUCUGGAUUACAGCCUUUAUAGCCUUCCUCAAUUCAGUCACCUUCUGGAUUACAGCCUUUAUAGCCUUCCUCAAUUCAGUCACCUCCUGGAUUACAGCCUUCCUCAAUUCAGUCACCAUCUGGAUUACAGCCUUUAUAGCCUUCCUAAAUUCAGUCACCUCCUGGAUUACAGCCUUUAUAGCCUUCCUCAAUUCAGUCACCUCCUGGACUACAGCCUUUACAGCCUUCCUCAAUUCAGUCACCUUCUGGAUUACAGCCUUUAUAGCCUUCCUCAAUUCAUUCACCUUCUGGAUUACAGCCUUUAUAGCCUUCCUCAAUUCAAUCACCUCCUGGAUUACAGCCUUUACAGCCUUCCUCAAUUCAGUCACCAUCUGGAUUACAGCCUUUAUAGCCUUCCUAAAUUCAGUCACCUCCUGGACUACAGCCUUUACAGCCUUCCUCAAUUCAGUCACCUCCUGGAUUACAGCCAUCCUCCAUUCAGUCACCUCCUGGAUUACAGCCAUCCUCCAUUCAGUCACCUCCUGGAUUACAGCCUUUCUCCAUUCAGUCACCUCCUGGAUUACAGCCUUCCUCCAUUCAGUCACUUUAAGGUCUGACAGUGAGACCAACAAACUCCCAUGAGCAUCAACCCCACUACUAGAUGAAGAGAACUCCAUUGCUGCAGGGCCAAUGUAGCGAACUAUAUGUCAGGCAGAGUGUUGUGAGCGAGGGUUAUUGACAUGAUGUCUAAGCAGCAUCAUCCUAUCAAGGACUCAGAGGGACUUCACCUCUCCCCUCGCCAUUCCCCCCUUCUUCACUCCCCCGUGUCCCCCAGGCCUGCUCCUCUCUCCCCACUUCACUCCCCAGUGUCCCCCAGGCCUGCUCCUCUCUCCCCACUUCACUCCCCAGUGUCCCCCAAGCCUGCUCCUCUCUCCCCACUUCACUCCCCAGUGUCCCCCAGGCCUGCUCCUCUCUCCCCACUUCACUCCCCAGUGUCCCCCAGGCCUGCUCCUCUCUCCCCACUUCACUCCCCAGUGUCCCCCAAGCAUGCUCCUCUCUCCCCACUUCACUCCCCGUGUCCCCCAGGCCUGCUCCUCUCUCCCCACUUCACUCCCUCGUGUCCCCCAGGCCUGCUCCUCUCUCCCCACUUCACUCCCCGUGUCCCCCAGGCCUGCUCCUCUCUCCCCACUUCACUCCCUCGUGCCCCCAAGCCUGCUCCUCUCUCCCCUGUCCACCACCCUCUCUUCUCCCAAACUCAGCUCCCCUUCCCCCAGCCCUUCUCCCCCCUCUCUCAGCCCCAGGACCUAGUAGAGACAGACUUCCCUUCUGAUGUGGACACAUGUCAGCUACUGUCUCCCCUCUCCCAGCCCUCCCUACGAUAUGGCUACAAGGACUAUACCCAGGACCAGUCGUACCAGCAGACAGUGACCCACCCUGACCCAGAAACUCUGCAGGACUACCACAACCACGGCUCCCAAACUAACCUCAACCAUCAGCUGGCCCGGGGAAAGAAGCACCAGUUGGACCAGCAGACCUACACCAGCAACAGAAACCACAAGAGGCAGCUCAAGACUCAAAAGGACCAUCAGCCCCCCAACAGCUAUCAGAAUCCCAUACUGGACUCCCAGACCAUGUACAGCAACAAGCAGAACCAGCAGAACCAUCACAUGAAACAGCAGUCUCUGGACCUUCAGACUCAACUGGACCUACAGAACUGCAACCACCAUCAGAGCCAGCAGAUGGAGGUGAACCAUCACCAGCAUCAGUCUGUCCAGAGCCAGCUACAGAACCAGCUGGACCAUCACCACCAUCAGUCUGUCCAGAGCCAGCUACAGAACCAGCUGGACCAUCACCAGCAUCAGUCUGUCCAGAGCCAGCUACAGAACCAGCUGGACCAUCACCACCAUCAGUCUGUCCAGAGCCAGCUGGACCAUCACCACCAUCAGUCUGUCCAGAGCCAGCUACAGAACCAGCUGGACCAUCACCACCAUCAGUCUGUCCAGAGCCAGCUGGACCAUCACCACCAUCAGUCUGUCCAGAGUCAGCUACAGAACCAGCUGGACCAUCACCAGCAUCAGUCUGUCCAGAGCCAGCUACAGAACCAGCUGGACCAUCACCACCAUCAGUCUGUCCAGAGCCAGUUACAGAACCAGCUGGACCAUCACCACCAUCAGUCUGUCCAGAGCCAGCUACAGAACCAGCUAGACCAUCACCACCAUCAGUCUGUCCAGAGCCAGCUACAGAACCAGGUGGACCAUCACCAGCACCAGUCUGUCCAGAGCCAGCUACAGAACCAGCUGGACCAUCACCACCAUCAGUCUGUCCAGAGCCAGCUACAGAUCCAGGUGGACCAUCACCACCAUCAGUCUGUCCAGAACCAGCUACAGAACCAACUGGACCAUCACCAGCAUCAGUCUGUCCAGAGCCAGCUACAGAACCAGCUGGACCAUCACCACCAUCAGUCUCUCCAGAACCAGCUACAGAACCAACUGGACCAUCACCAGCACCAGUCUGUCCAGAGCCAGCUACAGAACCAGGUGGACCAUCACCAGCACCAGUCUGUCCAGAGCCAGCUACAGAGCCAGAAGCACCAGGUCAGACUCCACAUCCUAGCCCAGCUCCAGAGACAAGAACAAGGACAGGGAGGGGGCUACUGCCCCCCACAGCCCCCCUCACAGAACCACAGUCACACCCAGCAGCACACACACAUCUCCUACACUCAAACACAGACCCACGCACAAAGCUCCUAUCUGUACACACAGGCCCACGCAGACCAACAACAAAGCCCCUGUUUGUACACACAGCCAGCACAGAGCCCUCUAACCUCUGUGGAACCCUCCUCACCCUCCUCACCCUUGUACCCUGGUCCCCAGUCUUACUCCAACCCUUACUUUUUCCCUCACUUCCACUCCCAUCCCAACUCUAACUUUAACUCUCACCCUCAAUCCAAUCCCAGCUCUAAUCCCCAUCUUCAAUCCAAGUACAGCCUCCUCCCCAACCCCAACCCUGCCUACAGCCACAACCCCAACCCUAGCCCCAACCCUAACCCCAACCAUAGCCCCAACCCUAACCCCAACCCUACCUACAGCCCCAACCCUAACCCUAACCCUACCUACAGCCCCAACCCUAACCCUACCUACAGCCCCAACCCUAACCCUAAUCCUACCUACAGCUCCAAGCCUAACCCCAACCCCACCUACAGCCCCAACCCUAACCCUACCUAUAGCCCAAACCCUAACCCCAACCCCAAACCCAACCCAACCUACACCCCCAACCCCAACCCUACCUACAGCCCAAAUCCUAACACCACUUACAGCCCCAAUCCUAACACUACCUACAACUCCCACCCUAACCAUAGUCCCUACUCUUAUCCUCACCUCAGCCCUCAAUCCAGCCCCAUACCCCAUCCUAACCAGCUCAGCCCAAGCCCUUCCUAUAUUCCCUACCCUAACCCUAGCCCUAGAUGCAGCCCUCUCUACCUCUCUCCCCCUCUCCUCCUGCGUGGGGGGUGGGAGUCAGAGAGGGGGGUAAGUCCAGCCGUCCAGCAGAUGACCACAGAGAGGAGAGGACCCCAUGUGAACCAUUUGAAUCAAUUGAACCAUCUGAAGCCUCUCUACUCGCCCCCAGCACAGCAGACACAGAUGACAUCGACAGAACAUUUGGGAAACUAUGAGACACCAAACUGCAGCAGGUUGAUGUGUUCUGUGUGUCAGAGGGACUUUAAGAGUCUUCCUGCUCUUAACGGACACAUGCGCUCUCACAGAGGACUCCGAGGACAGCCCGGCAGGUCACAAACAUACAGGACGCAGAAGGAAGGGGUGAUUCCAGGGUCUCCUGUCCCCAUAGUGAUGCCCGUCUCUGUGCCCGUCAGACUCCCUGCCUCCCCAUUUCCAUGCCUGGAAGAGGAGCACCAAGAGGGGGAGGAUGAGGGAAGGAGGGGAUGGAAAGAAAGGAAAAAAGAAAAGAGGAGGGAUCCCCAUCGCCACUCUGCUCUUGUCCUGCCCCGCCAGUCCACUAGGGGUGCUGUGGUGUUCCAGAGUGUUCUGCGUUCAAUUGUUCAACUGACUGAAUACACCCCUCCUCCCAUGCUGAGGCCAGACAGGGAUGGAACUGGGCUAUACUGCUCUCUAACCACAAGUGAUGGUGACAUGCUAAUGUCCGGGGAGCAUCCAAUGAAGAACAAACCGAGGAUCAACGUGGGGAUUGGAUUUCAGGCUGAUGUCCCACCUCUUCAGGACCAAAGACACUCUCACUCAGACAUCCACAAAGCACUGGUGUUGUGGACGCCCUGGGAUGCCCUGGAGAACUCAUCCACCCAGCACAGAGUGGAGUGUCUGUUGAUGAUGUCAUGUUCCAGUGUGUGUCCGGGGGGCGGGACUAACUCUGAGUACGCCCUGCACAGCCUAUCCGAGAGCAGAGGAGACUUCCUGGGAACACUGGAGAAGAUGCUCCUUCACCACUGGCCAAUGACAGCCAACUCUCUCUCCUCCUACCACUACGCAGGGAGUGAUACGUGGAGUCCAAUGGAGAAGAGGUUGGUGAAGAAAGCCUUUAUGAUGUACCAGAAGGACUUCCACCGCAUUCAGACAACGGUGGGGACUAAGUCAGUGUCUCAGUGUGUAGAGUAUUACUACACCUGGAAGAGGAGGCUGCGUCUAAAUGUAAGGACCCCGGUCAGGCUGGCCAGCACACUGCCUGAGGUAAAUGUAAGGACCCCGGUCGGGCUGGCCAGCACACUGCCUGAGGUAAAUGUAAGGACCCCGGUCGGGCUGGCCAGCACACUGCCUGAGGUCUAUCCAUCUCAGCCCACCAUGAAUGGUAAGAUGGGGCUCCACACCAUUUCGACACAGAAUGCCUGCCAACCGAUCCACAGUGGCUCCUCCUGUCCUCGGCUCCAGGUUGGUUCUGCUUGCUGUAGCCCAGCCCUGGGAGAGGUAGAGAGGCCCAGCAAGGCUCACUUUUAUGGGCCGGUCUGUCUGAGGAUGUCCCCCUCUCUAUUCAGCUCCAGUCCCAGACCGAGCAACUCUGCCCCCAGCGCCAAGCUCCACACACAGCCUACCCCUCCAUACCCCUGUAGGGCGUGUGCCAAGGUGUUCUCUAAAGUGAAGAGUCGUAAUGCUCACAUGAAGACACAUCGCCAUGAAGACACAUCGCCAUGAAGACACAUCACCAUGAAGACACAUCACCAUGAAGACACAUCGCCAAAAAGACAUCACCAUGAAGACACAUCGCCAUGAAGACACAUCACCAUGAAGACACAUCACCAUGAAGACACAUCACCAUGAAGACACAUCGCCAUGAAGACACAUCGCCAUGAAGACACAUCACCAUGAAGACACAUCGCCAUGAAGACACAUCACCAUGAAGACACAUCGCCAUGAAGACACAUCGCCAUGAAGACACAUCGCCAUGAAGACACAUCGCCAUGAAGACACAUCGCCAUGAAGACACAUCAGGAGGAGCUGCACUGACCCUAAACCCUAAACCCUAGACCAGCACUGACCCUAAAUCCUAAACCCUAGACCGGCACUGACCCUAAACCCUAAAUCCUAGACCAGCACUGACCCUAAACCCUACACCCUAGACCGGCAUUGACCCUAAACCCUAGACCAGCACUGACCCUAAACCCUAAACCCUAGACCAGCACUGACCCUAAACCCUAAACCCUAGACCAGCACUGACCCUUAACCCUACACCAGCACUGACCCUAAAUCCUACACCCUAGACCGGCACUGACCCUAAACCCUACACCCUAAACCCUAGACCAGCACUGACUCUAAACCCUAAACCCUAGACCAGCACUGACUCUAAACCCUAAACCCUACACCAGCACUGACCCUAAAUCAUAAACCCUAAACCCUACACCAGCACUGACCCUAAACCCUAAACCCUAGACCAGCACUGACCCUAAACCCCAAACCCUAGACCAGCACUGACUCUAAACCAUAAACCCUACACCAGCACUGACCCUAAACCCUAAACCCUACACCAGCACUGACCCUAAACCCCAAACCCUAGACCAGCACUGACUCUAAACCCUAAACCCUACACCAGCACUGACCCUAAACCCUAAACCCUACACCAGCACUGACCCUAAACCCCAAACCCUAGACCAGCACUGACUCUAAACCCUAAACCCUACACCAGCACUGACCCUAAAUCAUAAACCCUACACCAGCACUGACCCUAAACCCUACACCAGCACUGACCCUAAACCCUAAACCCUAGACCAGCACUGACCCUAAACCCCAAACCCUACACCAGCACUGACCCUAAACCCUAAACCCUACACCAGCACUGACCCCUAUACCCUAAACCUUAAACCAGCACUGACCCUAAACCCUAAACCCUACACCAGCACUGACCCUAAACCCUAAACCCUAGACCAGCACUGACUCUAUACCCUAAACCCUAAACCAGCACUGACCCUAAACCCUAAACCCUACACCAGCACUGACCCCUAUACCCUAAACCUUAAACCAGCACUGACCCUAAACCCUAAACCCUACACCAGCACUGACCCUAAACCCUAAACCCUAGACCAGCACUGACUCUAUACCCUAAACCCUAAACCAGCACUGACCCCUAUACCCUAAACCCUACACCAGCACUGACGCCUAUACCCUAAACCCUACACCAGCACUGACCCCUAUACCCUAAACCCUACACCAGCACUGACCCCUAUACCCUAAACCCUAAACCAGCACUGACCCUAAACCAUCAGGACAAGCCCUCUACUGCCCUCUACUGUCCAACUCAUUACCUAGAUCCCCAUACAGGGUCGGAUACCUUUUAAACGACUGGGGCCAAAGUACUGGUUUCCCAAAACCAUCUUAAGACUAUAAGUUCACUGCUAGAACCUUCGUAGGAGCAUUGUUACAUCUCCAAAACCCACCGUUAAUAACGUCGCACUUAACGAAAACGCUCGUGAUCUAAACAGACCACACGCAGAACAUCGUCAUUAUGUUUCGUUGCCCUCCCCUUAGCCACUUCAUAUGUACUCGCUCCGGAAUAGGAAAAAUAUUAUUUUUGUAUUUUCUCCAGUUAAGUUCAAUUAUAUUCCUAUUACUUAAACAUCAUACGAUAUAAAAAUAAAGCACAUCUUGUCUGCGAAAUGAACAAGCCCUUACGGCCUAUAGAAUGGCUCAUAGCCAGGUAACAUGCAGUAGGCCGACUCAUACCGUUUUUCUGGAAUACAUUUUCUUCAUAAUGUUUCUUUUGCCUAAAUGAAAUAAUGGAUUGAUUGUGAUGGUGUAGGCUAUAUUACUUUGAUUUAUUUCGAAUUUUUUUAUUCUUUUAAAUUUAGAUGUUCCAAAGUUCACCAAAGGUCACCAUCAGUGGCUUGUAUGUGUGGAGGCCUGGAGCUAAACGUGUUUAUGUUAAUUAACGGUUAAUUAACUGUGAGGCCCGGCAGACUUUUGCAUGACAAUAACCGGCUGACAAAAUGUCAUGACCGCCACAGCUCUAGGAAAGAUGCAUCGUUAAAACAUUUGUAGGCCUUAAGUUCCAUUAUUGCUAUUGGGAAACCGUACCCAGGUCAAUGUGAGCCUAUCGUUUCCUAUCAGUUUAUAUCGGAUUAUAUCUGUUUUAUAUAUGAGGCACAGCAGAGUUUGAGGAUUAUAUGGCUGCGUUUACACAGGCAGCCCAGUUCUGACCACCCCCCACAAUUAUUGGCAUGAGAGCUGAUCUGAUUGGUCAAAAUACCAAUUAGUGGAAUAAGAUCAGGCUCAUUAAUGUUCCAUGUGGUAUUGUCCAUGAUCAUCCCUAGCGUCGGUUCUAAGUAACAAUGCCAACAUUUGUUGUAUGACAUGAAAAUAGAGCUCUUGAAGGAAAGGGUAAGGUGGGAGACCUAGUCAGUUGUACAACUGUAUGCAUUAUGCAUUCAACUGAAAUGUGUCUUCCUCAUUUAACCCUCUGAAUCAGAGAGGUGCGAGGGGGCUGCCUUAAUCAACAUCCACGUCUUCAAUCCAUGCACGCCAGUGGUGGGUUUGGUGUAACAACAAAAAAGAAGAAACUGUAUAUGCCUCAUUCCUACUGUACAAUUUGGUGGUGGAUCUUUGAUGUUAAAUGUUUCCACUGAUCCUGGGGCCCUUGAUAAGGUCAACGGCAUCAUGAACUUUAACAAGUACCAGUACCAUUUUUUUUUUGCCAAAAUCUAGAUGCCUUUUGCCAGGAGGCUGAAACUUGGUCACACGUCGAUCUUCCAGCAGGACAAUAACCCCAAGCACAAAACAUUCACAAAGAAAUUGUUAAUUGACAACAAAAUCAUCAUUUUGCAAUGGCCACUUCAGUCUCCGGACUUGAAAACCUGUGUUUUGAAAUGAAGAGGGUGAUCCAUAAGAUGAAGGAUAUCCAGGAUCUGAAUAGAUUCUGUAUGAACGGACUAUGAUCUCUGCCAAUGUGCUCUCCAAUCUUAUAAAACAUUUGAGAAAAAGGUAUCUAGUGGCCAAAAUCUAAAUUGGGCUGGAAUAGUACAUUAUGGCCUUUCUCUUGCAUUUCAAAGAUGAAGGUACAAAAUACAUUUAAAAAACGCAUGUUUCUUCUUUGCAUUAUUGUUUACCAGAUCUAAUGUGUUAUAUUCUCCUACAUUAAUUUCAAAUUUCCACAAACUUCAAAGUGUUUCCUUUCAAAUGGUAUCAGGAAUAUGCAUAUCCUUGCUUCAGGUCCUGAGCUACAGGCAGUUAGAUUUGGGUAUUUCAUUUUUUUUAAAGGGUCCGAUCCUUAAGAGGAUAAAACAUUUUAGAAAAAGGCUCAGUGCUGUUAUCCUCACAAGAUGAGGUAAUUGAAAGAUAUUGAAAACAGGGCUACCAAUCAUUUUUACCCCUAUCUUUUUAAGAAAAAAAAGUAUUGUUUUGUUAAACAAAAUCUAUUUCUCUGAGCAAUUGUAUCAGUAUAAAUAAUUUUUCCAAUUGUUUUGAGCAUACUAUAUAGCUCAGUAUUUGUAUUAUUUAUUUUAAUUUUAAUUAAAAACAUUUUGCUCAUCUUUAUCAAGGGUAUCAUUACAUUUUGACCUGACUGUAUAUUUACUGUGGAUUCAAAGACAGACAGAGACAGAUAGAGACCGAUACAGACAGAGACAGAUAGAGACCGAUACAGAGAUAGCAACAGAGAGAGACAGAUAGAGACCGAUACAGACAGAGACAGAUAGAGACCGAUACAGAGAUAGCAACAGAGAGAGACAGACAGACACAGAGAGGGACAGAGAGAGACAGACAGACACAGAGAGGGACAGAGAGGGACAGACAGAGAGUAGAGCUCUUACAACCUUUUCACCAACCUGUUGUUAUUACUGCCAUAACUACCCUAUUUAUAACCCAACAUUAAAGUGAAUUUAAAAUGGUU
Messenger RNA from Oncorhynchus nerka (sockeye salmon), 9484 nucleotides. RefSeq lists its product as uncharacterized. Gene Ontology annotation, molecular function: transcription corepressor activity. The record is from RefSeq and is a predicted model, not a curated record. NCBI's taxonomy places the organism in Eukaryota, Metazoa, Chordata, Actinopteri, Salmoniformes, Salmonidae. Bases 883 to 5301 code for a protein of 1472 amino acids. Gene Ontology annotation, biological process: negative regulation of DNA-templated transcription; regulation of transcription by RNA polymerase II. Gene Ontology annotation, cellular component: transcription regulator complex; histone deacetylase complex. The transcript has 12 exons.